AUGAAGGUUUUCAUUGUUCUGUCGGUCGUUCUGACCAUCGCGUUGUGUGACGAUGCUGAUCGCCUAACUAAGAAGGACAAGCGCGGCGUCGUCGAGCUCAACAACGGCUAUGAGCAGUACUACGCUGGAGAGGAUCACUACUAUGGAAAUGAAUACUACGGACCUGUGACGAAUCACGUCACGGUGACAAAGAAGGUUGCCGUCCCGUAUCCUGUAGCUGUUGAGAAACAAGUCCCAGUGGCGGUGAAAGUCCCGGUAGCAGUGCAUGUGCAAAAGCAGGUUCCAGUUGUCGUGGAGAAGAAGGUUCCCGUGUAUAUCGAGAAGAAGGUGCCAGUGCAUGUCGAUCGUCCCUAUCCCGUACCGGUGAAGGUUCCAGUCAAAGUUCCCGUUUAUCACAAACAGGUGGUCGAAGUAGCCAAGCCAUACCCGGUGCCGGUAGAGAAGGCAUACCCGGUGUACGUGAAGCAGCCGCACUUCGUCCAUAAGAGUCUCCAGUCCUCGGUCUACGAGACUGAACCAACAUUGUACAGCAGCCCAGUAUCGUAUGGCUACUAA
Molecule: messenger RNA, 555 nt
Organism: Anopheles nili
Lineage: Eukaryota; Metazoa; Arthropoda; Insecta; Diptera; Culicidae
Product: mantle protein-like
Exons: 2
Coding region: 1-555 (184 amino acids)
Source: RefSeq, a predicted model, not a curated record